ACACACCCUGUGACGACAUCGCUGUCAACCCCCCAAUCAACCCCCAAAUCGGCGGGGUCCUUCCUAGAAACCAAUCCCCUUCAGUUACCAUUCCAUUCUCUGUCGGCUCCCGACGGAAGAAUGGGUCUUAACUUGGAGGAGCUCUAUGGCAAAGAUAUAAGUGAAGAACAGGCCCCUCAUGAGUAUUCUCAGUACCAACCCAAAAAGGGUUAUGGCUGGGCCAAUGCUCUGCCAGAGCGGCAAGGUCUGUACAACCCUGAAUAUGAGAAAGAUGCCUGUGGUGUAGGCUUUGCAGCUCACAUCAAGGGAAAGCCAAGCCACAAGAUUGUUAGCGAUGCUCGCAAUCUGCUGUGCAACAUGACCCACAGAGGAGCCGUUGGCUCUGAUGCACGGGACGGUGACGGUGCUGGUGUGAUGACCAGUAUUCCACACAAGUUUUUCAUUAAGAAUUUCGCCCGUGAGGUGGGUGUGGAUCUCCCUCCGUUGGGACAAUAUGCUGUUGGCAACUUGUUCUUUAAGCCCGACGAGGAGGCACUCAAGCAGUCCAUAGCAGGAUUUGAGGAACUGGCCACGACACUCGGCUUGCGCGUUCUUGGAUGGCGUGAAGUGCCCCGGGAUUCAACCAUUCUUGGUCCUGCCGCACUAUCUCGAGAGCCCAUUAUUAUGCAGCCAUUUGUGGUCUUGAAAUCAGCAUAUGGUGAAGGCAACAAGCCCGAGAUCACCGACACUGAAAAGUUUGACGAGAGAACUUUUGAACUUCAGCUGUACGUUCUACGAAAGCGUGCCACUCAUGUCAUCGGUCUCGGAAACUGGUUCUACCUAUGCUCUCUCAGCAACCGGAACAUCGUCUACAAGGGUCAACUCUCUCCCAUUCAAGUGUACACCUACUACCACGAUUUAGUGAACGUAGACUACGAGGGCCACUUCGCCCUAGUACACUCUCGGUUCUCGACAAACACAUUCCCAUCCUGGGAUCGUGCCCAACCCCUUCGAUGGGCUGCCCAUAACGGUGAAAUAAAUACCUUGCGAGGAAAUAAAAACUGGAUGCGCGCACGAGAGGGUGUCCUGCGGUCAGAUGUCUUCGGUGAGGAGCUUGACCAGCUGUACCCCAUUGUUGAGGAUGGCGGUUCCGACUCAGCCGCGUUUGAUAACGUGCUUGAACUACUCAUGAUCAAUGGCGUUCUGUCCCUUCCUGAGGCAGUGAUGAUUAUGAUUCCCGAGGCCUGGCAGGACAACCCAGCCAUGGACCCGGCCAAGUCUGCUUUCUACGAGUGGGCUGCUUGUCAGAUGGAACCUUGGGAUGGUCCAGCUCUUUUCACUUUCUCUGAUGGACGCUACUGCGGUGCUAACCUUGACCGUAACGGUCUCCGUCCCUGCCGUUUCUAUGUAAUGGACGAUGACCGCAUCGUCUGUGCCUCUGAGGUCGGCGCUAUUGAUAUUGACCCCGAGAGAGUCGUUCAAAAGGGCCGCUUGCAGCCUGGAAAGAUGCUGCUGGUUGAUACCGUGGCUGGGCGGAUCAUCGAUGACGCUGAGCUCAAGCAGACUGUUGCCCGCCGCCAGGACUUUGCCGGUUGGCUGGACAAAGGGCUUCUGAAACUCCCUGCUAUCAACCAGACGCUACUUGACUCCAACGUUGAUCUUUCUUUUGCCCUGGACAACAACACCAUUCAGAACGACCCCCGCCUCCGAGUGUUCGGGUACUCUUUUGAACAAGUCAGCUUGAUUCUUGGCCCCAUGGCCGCAGACUCCAAGGAAGCUCUGGGUUCCAUGGGCAAUGAUGCACCUCUCGCCUGCAUUGCCCAACAGCCUCGCCUACUCUACGAGUACUUCCGCCAGCUCUUUGCCCAGGUCACCAACCCUCCCAUUGACCCCAUCAGAGAGGCUGUCGUUAUGUCCCUCGAAUGUUACGUCGGUCCUCAGGGAAACCUGCUGGAAAUGGACCCUUCGCAAUGUCACCGUCUGCGUCUACCCUCUCCCAUUCUGACCAUUCCCGAGUUCAAUGCUUUGAAGAAUGUCAACGUAGUCCACAACGAUUGGACUGUGCGAACCAUCGAUAUCACGUUCGAGAAGAGCAAGGGCACCGCUGGGUAUAUUGAAGCGCUCGACUCCAUCUGCGAUGGUGCCACUGAAGCUAUCCAGCAUGGCGACAGGGUCAUCAUUCUCUCCGACCGUGCUACAUCCGCCGACCGUGUUCCAGUCUCUGCCUUGCUGGCUACCGGUCUGGUGCACCAUCAUCUCGUCCGAAACAAGUGGAGAUCGCUUGCUGCCCUGGCAGUUGAAACUGCCGAGGCUCGCGAGGUCCACCAUCACUGUGUUCUGCUAGGAUAUGGUGCCGAUGCCAUCAAUCCUUACCUGGCUCUAGAAUGUAUUCUCAAGAUGAACCGGGAGAAGCUGAUCCGCAAGGACAUCCCCGAUGAGAAGGUUGUUCAGAACUACAAGUCAUCCUGUGAUGGUGGUAUUCUGAAGGUCAUGAGUAAGAUGGGUAUCUCUACUCUCCAGUCCUACAAGGGUGCCCAGAUUUUCGAGGCCCUUGGUAUCGACGACAGCGUUAUUGAUCGCUGCUUUUCCGGUACUGCCAGUCGCAUCCGUGGUAUCACAUUUGAUCUGAUUGCCCAGGAUGCUUUCGCCUUCCACGAGCGUGGUUACCCCUCGCGUCCAAUUGUUGAGGUUCCCGGUCUGCCCGAAUCCGGCGAGUACCACUGGCGUGAUGGAGGAGAGCCCCAUAUCAACGACCCCACCAGCAUUGCCAACGUGCAGGAUGCCGUUCGCACCAAGAACGACAAGUCCUAUGAAGCCUAUGCCAAGUCCGCACAUGAAGAGAUCAAGAACUGUACUUUGCGUGGAAUGCUGGACUUCGAUUUCGACCAGCGUACCCCUAUUCCCAUUGACCAGGUCGAGCCUUGGACCGAAAUUGUUCGUCGCUUCGUGACCGGUGCCAUGUCCUACGGUUCUAUCUCUAUGGAAUCUCACUCCACAAUUGCCAUUGCCAUGAACCGCUUGGGUGGCAAGUCCAACACCGGUGAGGGUGGUGAAGAUGCCGAGCGUAGCAAGAGAAUGGAGAACGGCGACACGAUGCGGUCCGCUAUUAAGCAGAUUGCGUCUGGUCGUUUCGGUGUGACAUCCAACUACCUAGCCGACGCCGAUGAAUUGCAAAUCAAGAUGGCCCAGGGUGCCAAGCCCGGUGAGGGUGGUGAAUUACCCGGCCACAAGGUCUCGGUCUUAUCUCCCCGCCCCCCGCACCACGACAUCUACUCCAUUGAAGAUCUGAAGCAGCUUAUCUACGAUCUCAAGUGCUCUAACCCCAGAGCUCGUGUCUCCGUCAAACUCGUAUCUGAGGUUGGUGUUGGUAUUGUCGCUUCUGGUGUGGCCAAGGCCAAGGCUGAUCACAUCUUGAUCUCUGGUCAUGAUGGUGGCACCGGUGCCUCGCGCUGGACCGGUAUCAAGUAUGCCGGUCUUCCCUGGGAAUUGGGUCUUGCAGAGACUCAUCAAACUCUAGUUUUGAACGAUCUGCGUGGUCGUGUUGUCGUCCAAACUGAUGGCCAAAUCCGUACGGGCCGUGACCUUGCCAUCGCUUGUCUCCUUGGAGCGGAAGAAUAUGGAUUUGCCACAACUCCUUUGAUCGCAUUAGGAUGCAUUAUGAUGAGAAAAUGUCACCUGAAUACCUGCCCUGUUGGUAUCGCGACUCAGGAUCCCGAACUGAGGCAGAAAUUCAAGGGUACACCGGAGCAUGUUAUCAACUUCUUCUAUUAUGUUGCCAACGAGAUGCGUGCUAUCAUGGCUAGGCUGGGUAUUCGUUCGGUUAACGAGAUGGUCGGUCGUGCUGAGCUGCUUAAGGUCCGGGACGAUAUUCGUAAUGUCAAGCAGGAACGAAUUGACCUGUCACUCAUCCUGACCCCUGCUCACUCACUUCGCCCUGGAGUCGCUACCUACAAUGUUCGCAAGCAGGAUCACCGCCUCCACACCCGCUUGGAUAACAAGUUGAUUGCUGAAUCGGAGCUCGCUCUUGAGAAGGGUCUACCUUGCCGAAUUGAGUGUGAUAUCGUCAACACCGACCGUGCUCUGGGCUCUACUCUCUCUUAUCAGAUCAGCAGACGUUAUGGCGAAGAUGGUCUUCCCCAGGAUACCAUUCACGCAAACAUUAAGGGCUCUGCUGGUCAAUCCUUUGGUGCCUUCCUCGCCCCCGGUGUCACCCUUGAGCUUGAAGGUGAUGCCAACGACUAUGUCGGUAAGGGUCUUUCCGGUGGUCGUCUCAUCGUCUACCCCCCGCGUGGAGCCGCUUUCAAAGCUGAAGAAAACGUCAUCGUUGGUAACACCUGUCUUUACGGUGCCACCCGCGGAACUUGCUACUUCCGCGGUAUGGCUGCUGAGCGUUUUGCUGUCCGUAACUCUGGCGCUACUGUCGUUGUUGAGGGUGUUGGUGAUCACGGAUGUGAGUACAUGACUGGUGGUCGUGUACUCAAUCUCGGACCCACUGGCCGCAAUUUCGCUGCUGGUAUGUCUGGUGGUAUUGCCUACGUUCUGGAUAAGAACCAAGACUUCCAUUCCAAGGUUAACUUGGAGAUGGUUGAGAUCUCCAGCAUCGAAGACCCAUCAGAGAUUGCCUUUGUUCGUGGUUUGAUUGAAGAUCACCACCAUUACACUGGCUCUGAGUUGGCUGCUCGCAUCCUGCUCGACUUUACUCGCGCGCUUUCUCACUUCGUCAAGGUUCUGCCAACCGACUACAAGCGUGUCAUGGAGGAAGAGGCUGCUAAGGCGGAGGCUGCGAAGAAGGCCGAAUUUACUCUUCCUCAGCUCCCUAGCACCCCAGUCAAAACCGAGAAGGCCAAUGCCGAUGACUCCAAGAAGACUGACUUGCUGGAUAUUGAAGACAGCAUUAGCGAUUCCAAGACUGAGAAGAAGCGGUCCGCAUUGAUCUUGGACAAAACAAGAGGUUUCAUGAAGUACAGCCGCCGCAGUGAGAAGUAUCGCAAUGCGACAACCCGUACUCGCGACUGGGGCGAGAUCUCUCAUCGCCUCAGCGAGGACGAGCUUAAGUACCAGUCUGCCCGUUGUAUGGACUGUGGUGUUCCAUUCUGCCAAUCUGACACCGGCUGCCCCAUUUCCAACAUUAUUCCUAAAUGGAACGAAUUAAUAUUUCGGGGCCAAUGGCAGGACGCUUUGAACCGUCUGCUCAUGACCAACAACUUCCCUGAGUUUACCGGUCGUGUCUGCCCUGCGCCUUGCGAAGGCUCCUGUGUUCUAGGCAUCAAUGAAGACCCCGUCGGUAUCAAAUCCAUCGAGUGCGCAAUCAUUGACCGUGGAUUCGAGAUGGGCUGGAUGGUUCCCUGCCCCCCUCCGACCCGCUCUGGCAAGACUAUAGCUAUCAUUGGCUCUGGACCUGCUGGCUUGGCUGCUGCUGAUCAGCUUAACCACGCUGGUCACAGCGUCACCGUUUAUGAGCGUGCCGACCGUAUGGGUGGUCUUCUCAUGUAUGGUAUCCCCAACAUGAAGCUUGACAAGAAGAUUGUCCAGCGCCGUAUCGACCUCAUGGCCGCUGAAGGUAUCAAGUUCGUUGCGAGCACUGCUGUUGGCCCUGACUGCGAGAUUUCCCUGCAGUCUCUCCGUGCCACAAAUGAUGCUGUAAUUGUUGCCACCGGUGCCACUGUUGCGCGCGAUCUCAAGGUCACUGGUCGUGAAUUGGAUGGCGUGCACUUUGCCAUGCAAUUCUUGCAUAAGAACACCAAGUCCCUCCUCGACUCUGGUCUUUCGGAUGACGCAUACAUCUCUGCCAAGGACAAGCAUGUUGUCGUCAUUGGUGGUGGUGAUACCGGCAACGAUUGUAUUGGUACCUCUGUCCGCCAUGGUGCCAAGUCGGUGACCAACUUCGAGUUGUUGCCCCAGCCUCCCCCAGAGCGUGCCCGUGACAACCCUUGGCCUCAAUGGCCCCGUAUCUACCGUGUCGACUAUGGUCACACCGAGGUCAAGACCCACAUGGGCAAAGACCCACGUGAGUACUGUGUCAUGUCGACCGAGUUCGUUGACGAUGGCAACAACUGCGUCAAGGGCAUCAACACUGUGCGAGUCGAGUGGACCAAGAGCGCUACCGGCGGCUGGGACAUGAAGACCGUCGAGGGCAGCGAGCAAUUCUUCCCCGCUGACCUUGUCCUCCUCUCUAUGGGAUUCCUGGGCCCCGAGGAUCGGGUCUUUGGUGAAGAUAUUGAGCUUGAUCCUCGCAAGAACAUCAAGACUCCUCCCGGCCACUACUCGACCAACAUUGCCGGUGUCUAUGCGGCAGGUGACUGUCGCCGUGGACAGUCUUUGAUUGUCUGGGGUAUCAACGAAGGUCGCCAGUGUGCUCGUGAAGUGGACGCUUUCCUCAGCGGAACCAGCUCCCAGCUCCCAGUCACCGGUGGUAUCGUCCGUCGUCCUGCCAUCGACUCCGUCCCUCAGCCCACUGAGGUUGCUGCUUAAUCUAGCAGCAAUGUAGGACAUGUUUACGACUUUGACGGCCAUUUCCACGACAAAAGUUUCAUGGAUAAACUUGU
Penicillium verrucosum is the source of this 6524-nucleotide messenger RNA. Its product is annotated as glutamate synthase (NADH). The transcript is spliced from 6 exons. Gene Ontology annotation, molecular function: iron-sulfur cluster binding; glutamate synthase (NADH) activity; iron ion binding. The record is from RefSeq and is a predicted model, not a curated record. Bases 121 to 6450 code for a protein of 2109 amino acids. NCBI's taxonomy places the organism in Eukaryota, Fungi, Ascomycota, Eurotiomycetes, Eurotiales, Aspergillaceae.